CACCAGUCACAGGUAAAUAAUCAAUCAUGUAGUUUACAACAUGAGAGGAGGGCAUGUGCUGUUGUGGGAUAUUGUCUAAUUGAUCUUUUCCAUUGAAACAGAGAACAACUGUGGUGUCUCUCAUACAAAUCUGAGCUCUUUUUCACAAUGAGAGUAACAAGGGAUUCCUUUAGAGUGGAGCUGAAGCAUUAAAGAGGUCAGCUGAGAUUGUUGUGUGUUCGGCCUAUCGCAUGUCCAUAUAGCCUGGAGGGCUACACAUUGUAACAUUUCCCAUGAUUGGAGCAGGGAGGAAACUUUGAUCAGUCUAACAUUACAUCACAGGAAACAGGUCCAGGCCAUACCAGGACAGAAAGGGCCCACAUAUCCAGGCCAUUUCAUUAGAUAUUUCCGGUGCCCACAUAAGCCUGGCCCAGAAACUUUUCCUGGGGUAACCACAGCUUGGCACUCAUGCGUGGAGAAAAUGAAAAUGGCAGAAAAGGCGGGAGAGGAAGAGAGCCUUGUAUGAAGAAACACCACUAAUGGCAGACCUGCUCUAGAUUUCACAGACGGCUCCACCGCUGACUCCUUGGGUCUCGAAGUUCGUCCCAUGAGCGUGAACCUUCCCAGGAAGCACCACACCACGCUCUCCGGGAGUAUGAACAUCUCGCGGCGGAUGUCUGGCGCCGCCCUGUCCGCGAGCAGCGGGAACCUCGGGAUCAUGCGAGCGGCGAAAAGCGGUUCCAUGACCAGCAUGAACUCGGAGCUGUUAGACUCACAUAUCGUUGAUCAGGAGGACAUUAUAUCACUCACACACGACGUCAGAAGCUUUUCAGACGCCCUCGCAAGGCUCAAGAACAUCUUCCUAGACAUAGAAAAGUGCGACACACGACGAGUGGCGGCACACGAGAGACUCGGGGAGGUCCUGUGCAUCCUGAAGAGUGUGCUGGGGAAGUAUCCCCCUCUCCACUCCACCGAGAUCCUCACUGCAGCAGGCACUCUCAUCAGCAAGAUUAAAGGCUACAACUAUGAGGAGGAGAGAGAAGUGCCUUCUGACUUCUACGACGCCAUCGAUCAGCUGGCCUUGGCCUUCAGCAGCAGUGUGUCGGAGUACCUGAUGGGGGAUGUGGAGCAGACCACCACACCCACCGCCCCACAGUCCGGCAAAACAAGGUCGCACGAAAACCUGUCUUCAGCAGGUGCAAUCCAGGAGAACUCCCACAGCAGACAUCCCAGUCAAGAACACACACCUGACACAGGGGCGUUACCUGCAGAGGAGAUUGACAACACCCUCCUGAGGCUGGAGUCAGGGGUGGACCUCGCCCUUCAGCGCUGCAAAGCCUGGUCCAAAUAUGCCAAGGAUAUCAUCACUUAUGUGGAGAAAAAAGCCAGCUUAGAAAUGGAAUAUGCAAAGAGCAUAGCCAAGCUAGCACAGAACACGAGAGCAGUUAUUACAGAAGAUAGUUUUCUACCGUUCCAGUCGAUAUAUUGUACAGCAUUAGAUCAGGACAUAGAGCAUUAUAACACAUGCCAGGCCACAUGUACCUUACUACAAGGGCACAAGUUUGUCGAGCCUCUCACCAUGAGGAGAAACGACCACGAGAGAAGAAGAAAAGAGUUUAAGGACCAGUGGCAGCAUGAGAGGAAGAGAUUGCACGACUCCUUGUCGAACCUGAGAAAGUCCCGUCAGCAGUACGUGAUGAGACAGCAGGAGUAUGAGAAGGCUAAGGAGUCUGCAGCCAAGGCUGAGACUGAGACCAUCAACAGUAGCAUCAGCACUCCCAGUCUGGGCACCAAGAGCACGGGGGGAGGAACCAAGCUGGACAAGAAGAGGAAGAUAGAAGAGGACUGUCUACACAAGGCCGAGGAAGCAGAGACGACAUACAAGGCGUGCGUGGUGGAGGCUAACAGCAGACAGCAGGCGCUGGAACAGAUGAAGGCACAGGUCCUGUCAGGACUGAGGGAACUCAUCUACCAGUGUGACCAGACCAUGAAGGCUGUGACAGUAGGAUACUUCCAGAUGCAGCAUACUAUGGCAGCACCCAGCCCUGUACAGUUCCAGACGCUGUGUGAGAGCUCCAAGCUGUACGAACCAGGCACUCAGUUUGGAGAGUUUGUCAAGGGGCUUCCUCCCUUGUCUUCAAACUUCAACAACAAUGUUGUGUACGAGUUCGAGCCAUACACUGGCAGCUACCAGACCCAGCGGCCGAGAAGAGCGAGCAGCGUGUCUGCGGGCAGCGCCGAGUUCAGUUCCUCGAUGGACGACAGCCCGAUCGACAAACACAGCACGCCCCACCCCAUCAAGGCUUGGGCGCACUCUCCCCAGGCCAUCCCCGGGAGCGAUACGGACAGCGCCAGCGGCAGUAGUACCAGGUCGCUGGACCCCUCUCCGUCAGCGAGCCCCGGGGAUCCGCCCAGGAAACUUCCCCGCGCUCCCUCCACGGGGACAAUGUCAUCGGGAGAUGAACUGUUAGACGAGCAGGAGAGCCCGGGGAUUGGCAUUGACCCCAGGUUCAUCAGCGGUAUGACCCCAGACGCCUCCCCUGGACCCUUCCGUAACCUGGUCCUGUCCAAGGCCGCGCACACCCACCAGUUCAGGAAGCUGCGUACACCCUCCAAGUGUCGGGAGUGUGACAGCUACGUCUACUUCAACGGUGCAGAAUGUGAAGAGUGCAUGCUGGCAUGCCAUAAGAAGUGUCUGGAGAGCCUGGCUAUCCAGUGUGGCCACAGGAAGCUCCAAGGGAAGCUGAGUCUGUUUGGAGUGGACUUCCAUCUGCACUGUAACACCCAUACGCAGGUGCCCUUUGUAAUACAGAAGUGUAUAGAGGAGAUAGACAGCAGGGCGCUCAUGGUCAAGGGUAUCUACAGAGUAAACGGAGUGAAGUCGCGUGUGGAGAGACUCUGCCAGAGUUUUGAGAACGCAGCAAACCUGGUGGACCUGUCCAACUGUCCGCCCCAUGACAUCGCUAACGUGCUGAAGCUGUACAUCAGGCAACUCCCCGAACCUCUGCUCACCUUCAGACUCUACCCAGAGUUUGUCAAGGCAGCCAAGGAGUACUUUCUCAGUACCAAGUCCAGUAGGGUACUGUUGACUGGAUCCACACCCAACCUUACGGAACUGGACAGAAACAAGGACAGCCAGAGUAGCUUGAGUACCCUUGUAGCCAGUGGGAAGGGAACAGGGAACAGUCUGACGAGUGCCCACAAUACUGCUGUAGCCUCCAUGAGAGAACUGGUCAGGAAACUCCCCAAACCUAACUUCAACACAACAGCACUCCUCAUGCACCAUCUCAAGAGGGUUGCCGAAAAUGAGGAUUUGAACAAGAUGACUGCCAGCAACUUGGGCAUCGUGUUCGGACCAACUCUUCUCAGACCAAGCGAGACCCAUGUGACUCUGUCCUCGCUGGUUGACAUGCCCCACCAGACACGUGCAAUAGAGCAACUCAUCACAAAUGCAGAGGAGAUCUUCGGGGACCUGACAGACUUGGGGCUGGCUCCUCCCAAGGAAAUCCCUGCUACACCUGUUGAGGUCAUCCCCUCAGGGGAGGGGGGUGCCGGCAGGAAGGACUCCAACCCUGAGGGGGAGCCCCUGAGUGAGGGGGACACAGGGGCAACUCAGAAACAAGUGUCGGAACAGGGGACAAAACCAAGAGCAUCCAGUGAGAACGGUGGGGACGACUUGCUGAGUCAGCUGCACAACCAGGACAGAGUGGAGUCCCCUUCAGAACAGAUUCCACAGGUGAAUGUUUCAAGCAAUCAGAGAGUCUUGAGAAAGAAAAGGGGUGUGCUGCUACCAGGCAGUAUGAAGCUAGAUGAAGAGGGCAGGGGAGAAAAUAUAGAGGACAAUUUCUCUGGCUUGGUGGAGCUUUCCUUAAGCAAAGACAAGGCCGACUCUCCCAACAGCCUGGAUGCAAAUGACCUAGACGACCUUGACCUUGACCUGCCGGACAGUUCCAGUCCUGUCCCCCCUCCCAGGAGGAAGUCCUGUCUUCCCGCCGAGUCCGUUCCAACGACUCUGUCUCCCUCGGCCAAAAAGUAUGAGGUGAAGAUGAAAACAGACCAGGACUGCCAGACUGACUUUUCCAGCGACUCGAGCGACUUCCUAACGGAGGAACAGAAGCGGUGCUCGAUGUACAUGGCCGUGGACAACACGGGCAGCGUGACGAAUGUACCAAAGUCUCUAGGCAGGAGCAGCAGCACAGGAGACUUCAAACUGACGGCAAACCUGCCCCUGAAGUCGCCCCUCAUGAGCACGUCUGCCCUCCCAAGCAGACCAACUGUCAGCACAGGUGUUCCCAAGCCAAACGCUUCCACUCCCGCUGGGAAAACAGGGACAAGUUUGUCAUGGUCCGGUGGAACAUCAACUCCCAAAACACAGCAACAGAAAUUCCCUGGUUACACACCAACAUCGUACUCUCUUCUUCACUCUGCCAGGUACAACAUACCUGAGCUGAAGGGCACUUCGCCAAGUUUGUCGGGUUCGCGAGUUAGAAAUGUUGGAUCAGCAGCCGCCAUUUCACAGGAGAAUAUUGGAAAUAAUAGUCCGGACAGCUCGAGUAAUGGACAGAGAGAACCACGCUUUGUGUAGGAAUUUAGAGGCUAAGCUUUCAGUGAGCAAUAUUUCCUGCAUCGAAUGCUAAGGGGACCGUUAGAACAGUAGUUAUUGCUGUGAAAGCGACUGUUUUAGGAGAACUGUACAUUGACAUUGUCAUUCCAUAAAUUACAAUGUCUAUGAAUAUUUCCUGUGCCUUAUCCGAUACAGCAAAAAAUUUGUACUUCCAUUUCGGUAGGAGUAUUGCUAUAUGAACUUACAGUACACUUAUCAUUUAUAUCCGUAGCUCAGAAAAGAAAAAAAGAAAUUUCAAAACAUGAAUGUCAAGGCUUUUAUACUUUUUAUAUGUUCCAUGACACUUGCUAUCAAUGUAUUCUUUGUUAUUAAUACACCAUUGUAUUUGUAAGCAAGGAUUGGAGACCAAAAGACCAUUGUACUUAAAAUGCAUUGUACAACAAUGUAUCCUUUAUGGCCUAUCUAUAGAGCAAGAACCUAUCAUUUUUAUACAAGUGGCCUGUGUACAAAGUAAGUUGUGUCCACUGUAGUAGCCUUUUGUACAUAGAUUUAUAUGAUAUUAUGCACUGUAUGGAACUGUAUCAUAAAAAUUUUAAUUCCUGCAAUAACUCGACUUAGAAGUAAGGAAUGCAUGUAGUUUUGGAGCCUGUAUGAGUAUUGUAUGGAAAGCCUGUUGGGAGUGUUGUAAAAUCAUGACAUAGGAAAUAUUUGAAGCAUAACUGUAGUACUGCCAUGCACACUGUACUUCAGAAAGCCCACCAGUGUUAGAAGGCAAUAUUUCCUUUGAUCAUGUGCAAAACUACUAUUAUAUUACAUGUACUUCUCAAUCUUGAUAUGUGCCCAACACUACCACUACCUCACUGGCCUACUGUCCUGAGAGUUUUCUGUGAGAGUUGAUGUUACCCUUGUCAUGUGUAUUCAUGCAUAUUUGAAUCCUGCUCAAUACCGGUAAUGCUAGUUUUCUUUACUGCUGAGAUAAAUCUUUUUGCAAUGAUCAUCUAAGAGGUAUCUGACUGUAGCAGAGAGAAUUUAGAACACGUUAGGAGAGAAAUGUUGCUGAUAGGACUUACCUACCUUCCACAUCUUUAUUCCAUGACAUUCAUGAUGCUGCCUAUGUGUAAACAAAGGAAUCCUGGCACGCUGUAUGUAGCAGAGGUUGACGGCAUUUGAAACUUUUAUAUGCUUUGUGUCCCAAGAGCUAGCUGUGUCAUUUGUAUUACCGAUCAUGACUACAUUACCUAGCAUUUACUUCCUGUUAGACAUAUUGGUAGGAUGAGAGAGAAGUUUGAAGCUGCCAUUCCAGGUGCAUGUAGGGUAAGCAAAGUCAAGUCAAUACGGAUUUCUUACUAAGGUUUCUUUGGCUGUGAAUUUCAACAUACAUGGUACUAUCAUUCCCUGCAAGAGCUGGCAAAGUAUUUUACAGAUCAGUAGUUUUGGCAAUGUGUUCCCUGGAAAUAGAAUGUUGCUACAGAAACAGAAUGUUAAGAGAAAAGGUGUGUAACUAUGGAAAGUACUGUUAGGAGAUAGAAACAGAUGGUGACUUGAUUUUAUUGGGGUCAUGUUUAUGGUUGCCACUCGUAUAACUUCCAAUGAAAGUGAAGGCAACUUUUGUAGAUACAUUUUUUAUUCACUCAUUUUUGUCUACCACCUUUUGUAAAAAAAAAAACAUCAACACUAAUUUAUCCUG
Messenger RNA from Branchiostoma floridae (Florida lancelet), 6230 nucleotides. Its product is annotated as rho GTPase-activating protein 45-like. NCBI's taxonomy places the organism in Eukaryota, Metazoa, Chordata, Leptocardii, Amphioxiformes, Branchiostomatidae. The transcript is spliced from 28 exons. The coding region runs from base 587 to 4564 and encodes 1325 amino acids. Gene Ontology annotation, biological process: activation of GTPase activity; signal transduction. Gene Ontology annotation, molecular function: GTPase activator activity. The record is from RefSeq and is a predicted model, not a curated record.